Prionailurus viverrinus (fishing cat) is the source of this 4834-nucleotide messenger RNA. It is a transcript of the gene ZNF280D, whose product is annotated as zinc finger protein 280D. Lineage: Eukaryota; Metazoa; Chordata; Mammalia; Carnivora; Felidae. Gene Ontology annotation, molecular function: DNA-binding transcription factor activity, RNA polymerase II-specific; RNA polymerase II cis-regulatory region sequence-specific DNA binding. The transcript is spliced from 21 exons. Gene Ontology annotation, biological process: regulation of DNA-templated transcription. The record is from RefSeq and is a predicted model, not a curated record. The coding region runs from base 183 to 2468 and encodes 761 amino acids.
GCCGUUGCCGCCGUGUAGUUUUUCGUGCUCCUCCUUUUCCUCCUCCUCUUUCUCCUCCUCCUCAGGGCCCCAGUCAGGCCGAUCCGCUCCGCUCACGGAAGGAAAACAGAUACAAAUUGCUGUCUUGUCUGGAAUCACAUGUACUCAGGUGACAAUUUACAGAAAGUCAACUCUGCAACUUGAUGGGCGACAACCCUUUUCAGCCAAAAAAUAAUUCAAAAAUGGCAGAACUCUUUAUGGAAUGUGAAGAAGAAGAGUUGGAACCAUGGCAGAAGAAAGUAAAAGAGGUUGAGGAUGAUGAUGAUGAUGAGCCAAUCUUUGUUGGAGAGAUAUCAAGUUCAAAACCAGCAAUUUCAAAUAUUUUGAAUAGAGUAAACCCCAGCUCAUAUUCAAGGGGAAUAAAGAAUGGUGCGCUCAGUCGAGGUAUUACUGCUGCAUUCAAGCCUACAAAUCAACACUACACGAACCCAGCAUCAAAUCCAGUGGCUGCCUCGCCUGUAAAUUUUCAUCCUGAAUCUAGAUCUUCAGAUAGUUCUGUUAUUGUUCAGCCUUUGUCUAAACCUGGUUACAUAACAAACUCAUCACGAGUUGUGUCUAAUAAUUCUUCAGAGUUACUAUUUGAUUUGACCCAGGAUACAGGAUCAUCCCAUUACCAAGGGGGACCGACGCUUUCUAUACCAGGUAUGAAUGAAAGUUCGUUUUUAUCAAAACGUCCUUCUACUUCUGAAGUAAACAGCGUUAAUCCAAAAAAACCUAAGCCCAGUGAUGGUGUUUCUGGAAUAAAUUCUUCAGCUGUAUUUCCUUCAGUUAAGUCUCUUUCAGUGACAUCUCCCCAGGCUACAUCAUCAAAAGGUACAAAUACCUCAUCAAAUCAAUCUAAAAAUGGAACACCUUUUCCAAGAGCUUGUCCAAAGUGCAAUAUUCAUUUUAAUCUUUUGGAUCCUUUGAAAAAUCACAUGAAGUACUGUUGUCCAGACAUGAUAAAUAACUUUUUAGGACUGGCUAAAACAGAAUUUUCAAGUACAGCAAGUAAAAAUAAGACUGUUGAUUCAGAGAAAGGAAAAUUGAUCAUGUUAGUUAAUGACUUUUAUUAUGGAAAACAUGAAGGAGAUGUUCAGGAAGAACAGAAGACUCACACAACCUUUAAAUGCUUCAGUUGCUUGAAAAUUCUUAAAAAUAAUAUUAGGUUUAUGAACCACAUGAAACACCACUUGGAACUUGAGAAGCAGAGCAGUGAGAGCUGGGAAAACCACACCACCUGCCAGCAUUGCUACCGUCAGUUUCCCACACCAUUUCAACUGCAGUGUCACAUUGAAAGCACACAUACACCUCAUGAAUUUUCUACCAUUUGCAAAAUCUGUGAAUUAUCAUUUGAAACAGAGCAUAUUCUUUUACAACAUAUGAAGGACAAUCAUAAGCCCGGUGAAAUGCCAUAUAUUUGUCAGGUUUGCAAUUAUAGAUCAUCAUCAUUUUCUGAUGUGGAAACUCAUUUUAGAACAUCCCAUGAAAACACUAAGAACUUGCUAUGUCCAUUUUGCCUCAAAGUUAUUAAAAUUGCAACACCCUACAUGCAUCAUUAUAUGAAGCAUCAGAAAAAAGGAAUACAUCGUUGUACAAAAUGCAGACUGCAGUUUUUGACAUGCAAAGAGAAAAUGGAUCACAAGACUCAGCAUCAUAGAACAUUUAUAAAACCUAAACAACUAGAAGGAUUGCCUCCUGGAACAAAAGUUACUAUUCGAGCUUCAGUUGGACCUCUUCAGUCAGGAUCUUCAACUACAUCUUCCAUUAGUGCAAGCACUUCUACUCUUCAGCUCUCACCUCCAAGGACUAAAAAUAUAACUGCUAAAAUUCCCACAAAAUCUAACACAACCAAACCUAAUACAACUAAACCCAAUACAAAUAAACCUAAUGCAAGUAAGCCUAAUGGAAGUAAAUCUAAAUAUAAAUCAAAAAUCUCUAAUAUACAAAAGAAACAAAGCACAUUGGCUAGUAGCAAUAAAAAAAGUAAAGUCAAUACAGCAUUGAGGAACUUAAGGUAUCGUCGGGGAGUUCACAAGUGCAUUGAGUGUUGUUCCGAAAUAAAAGAUUUUGCAAACCACUUUCCUACGUAUGUCCAUUGUAGUUUUUGCAGAUACAACACUAGCUGUAGCAAAGCCUAUGUAAAUCAUAUGAUGAGCUUUCAUAGUAAUCGUCCAAGUAAAAGGUUUUGUAUUUUUAAGAAGCACUCAGAAGAUCUCAGGGGCAUUACUCUAGUGUGCCUUAAUUGUGAUUUCAUAGCUGAUGUUUCUGGCUUAGAUAAUAUGGCCACACACUUAAGUCAACACGAAACUCAUACUUGUCAAGUUGUAAUAGAGAAAGUUUCUGUUUGUAUCCCAACUUCUGAACAUCUUUCUGAAUUAAAAAAUGAAGCUCCCACUAAGGAACAAGAACCUGUGUCUGAGUCUUUACAGCAUCUUCACCAGGAAUAGAUUCCAUCUCAAGAAACUACUUUUUUGUUCAUCCAUAAGAACCAACUCCUCAACCAUUAGUUUUAUCAUGAGAUUAUACCAAUUCAGUCACAUCUUCAGGCUCUACUUCUAACUCUAGUUCUCUUGCUGUUUCCACUACAUCUGCAGUUACUUCUUCCACUGAAGUCUUAAACCCCUCAGUCAGCUGUCAGGGUUGGAAUCAACUUCUUCCAAACUCCAGUUCAUGUUGAUGUUUUGAACUCUUCCUAUGAAUCAUGAAUGUUCUUAAUGGCAUCUAGACUGAUGAAUUCUUUCCAAAAAGUUUUCAGUUGACUUUGCAUAGAUCCAUCAGAGGAAUCACUAUCUAUGGCAGCAAUAACCUUAUGAAAUGUAUUUCUUAAAUAAUAAGACUUGAAAUUUGAAAUUACUCUUUGGUCCAUGACUGUAGGAUCAAUGCUGUGUUAGCAAGCAUGAAAAACAUCAUUAAUCUUAUUGUACAUCUCCAUUAGAGCUCUUGGGUGACUGGGUGUCUUGUCAAUGAGCAGUAACAUUUUGAAAGGAAUCUUUUUUUCCUGAACAGUAGGUUGCAACAGUGGGCUCAAAACAUAGAUUCAUAUCUGUAGUAAACAGAUAUACUGUCAUCCAGGCUUGGAUUAUGCCACAGCUGCCAUAAAUCUUUAAUUUGUAAAAUAAAAUGCAUAUCUGUGAAAUGCAUGUAAUAAAAUGAAUAUGUCUGUAUUUUGCAAUUCCUGAGUCUGUUGAAUGCCUGCAACUUCCAGGGGAAGACUUGGUUGGUAAAUUGUAAUUACUAUUGGUUAAUUUAAGCAUUCAACACAGUCGCAGUUACCACCCCCCCCCACCCUCAGCCACAUAGCAAGCAGCUGUGCACAUGUACCUAGAACAGCUUGCGCAAAGCUUAUGAGACCAGAGUGGCCAAAAAAGAUACCGCCCUCCAAAUAUUGAGGAGCUGUGCUGUUAUCACUGAUUGAUACUUCUUAUCACAGCAUUGCACAGAAGUGGGCACAUUGUUGUUAAAACCUCUCCUCAUUGUUGCAAGCCCCUCCCCUUAUAACUGAUGUGACUUCCAGGGGAUUUAAAGGUACAGUGCCCUUUUUCCCCCCUUAGUUUUUUGCUUUUUCCCCAUUCAGGAGCCUGACAUUAAAGAUUAGGACAUUCAAAAACAAUCACAUAUAUGGGUAAAAUUAGAAAGUGAUUGUACAUGCCCGGAGAAAGGCUCAACAUAGACCUAAGAAGACCUUAAGUUUACAUCUCAUGUUGAUCCUGGAACAGAGACAGCCUACAACAAUCAAAAGAAACAAAAACAAUAGCAAAAACAUCAGAGACUGGGAAGGGGGAGAAUCUGAUUUCCAAAGUUACUACAUUAUUAGUUUCAAAUGUUCAUUGUACAAUAAAAAAAAAAUUACAAGGCAUACAUAGAAAUAGGCAAGUAUGGCCCAUUCAGAGGGCCCAUUCAGAGGAAAAAAGUCAAUAGAAACUGGUCCUGAAAAAGACGUAAUGGCAGAUAUCCUAGACAAAGACUUUGAAACAACUAUUUUAAAGAUGCCCAAAGAACAGAAGGAAUGUGGGGAAAGUCAAGGAAACAGUAUGUUAACAAAAUGUUAGAGUGAAAACCUGAAAAGGUAAAAAUACAUUCUGGGGCUGAAAAGUUCAUUAACUGAAUGUGAAAAGUUCACUAGAGGGAUUCAAAAGCAGAUCUGAGCAGACAGAAGAAAGAAUCAGAAAACUUGGAAGACAGGACAUGGAAAGUAUUGAGUUUGAGGAACAGAAAGGAAACAUAUUGAGGAAAAGUGAACAGAGCCUGAGGCAGCUGGUGCCCACCAUUAUGCAGACAAAUAUACAUAUCAUGGGAGUUCCAGAGAACAUUUGACAGAAACAAAGAGAGAAUAUUUGAAGGAAUAAUGAUAAAAAAAACUUCCCAAAUUUGAUGAAACACAUGAAUGUAAACAUCAGGAAGCACAGUGAAUUCCAAGUAAGAUGAACUCAAAGAGACCCACACUGAGGACACAUUAUAAUCAAACUCUCAAAGGACAAAGAAUCUUGAAAGCAAGAGAAAAGCAAAUCAUCACAUCUAGGGGACCCACAAAGAUUAUCAAAAGAUUUCUCAUCAGAAACUUUGGAGGCCAAAAGGCUGUGGACCAAUGUAUUCAUAGUGCUAAAAGAAAAAAACUCAGUCGAUAAUUUUAUAUCCAUUAAAACUAUCCUUCAAAAGUGAGAUAUUCUGACAUAAAACCUAAAAGAGUUUGUGGCAGCUACAUCUGUCCUGCAAGAAAUGCUCAAGGGAGUCGUUGUAAGGUGAGAUUGAAGGACACUACGUGGUAACUCAAGGAUGUGCAGAGAAAUAAAUAUCUAAAUAAAGGUAAGUACAU